Messenger RNA from Betta splendens (Siamese fighting fish), 3517 nucleotides. Its product is annotated as double-stranded RNA-specific editase 1-like. The record is from RefSeq and is a predicted model, not a curated record. Gene Ontology annotation, cellular component: nucleolus; cytoplasm. Lineage: Eukaryota; Metazoa; Chordata; Actinopteri; Anabantiformes; Osphronemidae. Bases 280 to 2259 code for a protein of 659 amino acids. The transcript has 9 exons. Gene Ontology annotation, molecular function: double-stranded RNA binding; double-stranded RNA adenosine deaminase activity; tRNA-specific adenosine deaminase activity. Gene Ontology annotation, biological process: adenosine to inosine editing; RNA processing.
ACAGGUUUCCCUAAGUCUCCUCGACUCACUGCCAGCGGAGGCCUGUCCGUGAACGCACCCUGAUCUAAUGAAGUUACGCUGGAUAAACGUGCCACGCGCCAGAUCAGUGCGCGUGCACGCACGUUGCACCAGCGCAGUUUCCCACAGAGACCGUGUCAGGACGAACCUGUCCGCUGGUGAGACGGGGAGAACCACCGGAACCAGGUCCACGGUGCGAGCAAGUCUGACGGUCCAGUGGGAGGACGGGGGCUGUGACAGAGAGGCUGCCCACCACCAGACAUGUGUCAACCGUUCACAGCAGGUCCAUUGAGCAGAGCUGUUACAGAAAACCGCACCAUGGACCCGCUUUUCUCCAACGCUGGCGCCGGUGGGAGGAAACGGCCUCUAGGGGAGGGCAACGCCGGGCAAACCCGCUCCUGCUACAAGCCCAGGAAGCGUAAGCGGGCGCCUGAGCCCGUGGCUCCGAAGAGCGGCCUGGUGCGGCUGAACGAGAUGAGGCCCGGGCCGCGGUACCGGCUGCUCUCCCAGACGGGCCCGGUCCACGCUCCCGUCUUUGUCAUGGCUGUGGAGGUGCGCGGCCAGCGCUUCGAGGGCUCAGGUCCGACCAAGAAGAAGGCCAAGCUGGUGGCUGCGGAGAAGGCCCUGCGCUCCCUGCAGGUUCCCGAUGCACCUGAACGCCACACGGCCCCGGGUCGGACUCUGCCGGUCCACACAGACUUCACCUCGGACCUCACCGACAUUCCACAUGUGCUCUUCAAGGCGUUUGAGACGUCCGCGACCGCGCGACCCUCGUUUGGCUUCACUUCCUGUAGGCCGUUGCCACCCCCUCCCCCCACAGACCCGCCACUUCCUGCCUCCAUCAAAAACCCCGUGAUGACCCUGAAUGAGAUGAGGCCGGGCCUCAAGUACGACUUUGUGUCGGAGAGCGGGGAGAGCCACACUAAGAACUUUGUGAUGUCAGUGAGGGUGGACGCACAGGAGUUCCAGGGUUCUGGGCGGAACAAGAGGACGGCCAAGGCCCGGGCCGCUCAGGCUGCUCUGUGCGCUCUGUUCAACGUGAGGCUGGAGCAGGCGCCGUCCCAGCAGCCGAUGGCCACAGGGGGACGGCAGCUCCACCUGCCACAGAUUCUGUCGGAGGUCGUCUCACGUCUGGUCAUCGACAAGUUCAGAGAGCUGACGGACAACUUCACGUCCCCACACGCUCAGCGAAAAGUCUUGGCUGGUGUCGUCAUGACGACCGGAGCAGAUGUGAAUGAGGCUCAGGUCAUCUGCGUGUCCUCCGGAACCAAGUGCAUUAGUGGCGAGUGCGUGAGCGACAGAGGUUUGUCCGUCAACGACUGCCACGCUGAGGUCGUGGCUCGCCGCUCCCUCGUCAGGUACCUGUACUCUCAGCUGGAGCGCUUCCUCGGUAACGACGAUGAGGAGCAUCGGACCUCGAUCUUCACCAGGUGUGAAAGCGGCCGAGGCUUCAGGCUGAAGGAGAACGUCCAGUUCCACCUCUACAUCAGCACGUCGCCCUGUGGAGACGCUCGCAUCUUCUCUCCCCACGAAGCCGGAUUAGACGUGGGAGGAGGGAGGGCCCGCGGGCAGCUGCGCACCAAGGUGGCGCCGGGUGAAGGAACCAUCCCGGCGAGCUGCAGCCCAGUCCAGACGCGGGACGCGCCGCUCCGGGGGCAGAGCCUGUCCAUGUCCUGCAGUGACAAGAUGGCCAGGUGGAACGUGCUUGGCUUCCAGGGCUCCCUGCUGAGCCACUUCACGGAGCCCCUCUACUUCUCCAGCGUCAUCCUGGGCAGCCUGUACCACGCCGCCCACCUGUCCAGAGCCAUGUACGGGCGGCUCGCGGGCAUAGGAGGCCUGCCCCGGUCCUACCGCCUGAACCGACCUCUGCUCAGCGGAAUUAGGAACGCCGAGGCCCGGCAGCCCGGCAAGGCGCCGGGCUUCAGCGCGAACUGGUCGCUGGGGGACGCGGGCCUGGAGCGGAUCGACGCCGCCACGGGGAGGGACGACCGGGGUCGGCCUUCCAGGCUCUGCAAACGGGCCCUGUACGGACGCUGGAUGCGCCUGCGCGCCCAGCUCUGCUCCACACACAGCAUGACAGCUGCGCUGAGGCCCAGCAGCUACCGCGACGCCAAGCGGGCGGCGCCGGACUACGGCUCGGCCGCGCAGACCCUCAUCAGAGCCUUCCACGCGGCUGGACUGGGUCGCUGGGUGAAGAAACCCGCAGCGCAGGACCAGUUUGACCUGAUCGGUGGCGAUUAACCAGUAGAGGUUCCACCUUUAGCUCUACUGGGAAGAGGAGGAACCAGGAUCCACUGAUUCACCUUCACGUUAAAGGUGCUGAACCACUACGUCAAUGGUGUUCCAGUGAUUUUACAGUAUUAACAGAAGCCUUUUCCACCAAAGUUUGAUAUUGGUCUAAAAUGUGACAACAACUUAAUGUGAUUUGUCUGUUUUCUCUAAAGUAUUAUCAGGAAUGCUUGGAUCGCUGGGUGUAAACUGGCUCCUUAACGGUUAACAAAUGGUUUCCAACAUCAGGAUGUGAUGGAUUCCUCGUGUCUGAGAAGUAAUUUGAAUUCAGUUUGAUGACAAGGAGUCAGAAAAAUGUUGGCUUUACCUGGAAAAACAGCAGCGUGAGAUAAGAGAAACUAAUCAUUAGUCAGAUCCCAAAACAGGAAGAUUCUCACUGCUGCUGAUAAGCUUAAAUUCAGGCCUCCUUUCAGGAAAAAGCUGAUUUGUUUUUGAGCGUGAGUCCAUUCGUCCAGGAGCUGGAGGAGGAGACUCCUGCAUCAAACAGGCACACAAAUACAUUCUUCUGAGUCUCCUCACCUCCAGACAUGUACAGACGCUGGUUAAAGGGGAGGGAGCUGGUAAACACCACCCUGCCGCUGCCUAAAAUGUUCAAAUGUCAGCAUCGGAUGUUGUUCAUGUGCUGUUGUGAAUGAACGGUUUGCGAUCCCUGUGUUUUAUACAUGUGAGAAAGUUUUGGUUUCACUCGUGAUCAAUGACAUUGUUGCUAAGCUGUAAACUGGCCGCACUUACGCAACACAAGACGUCUGAAUAAGAGAUUUAACCAUUAUAAAAAUAAAUAUUCAAUCUGUACUUCAUUCAGCAGUUUCUCAUUAAAUGACUCAGUUGUUGUAAAACUUGUGGUUUUUCUGCUUAUUGUGAACUUUUACUGGCUGUGUCUUAGGACGUGCUGCUAAAAAUAGAACGCACACAUGCUCCACACUGAGGAACUUUUACUCUUCAUGAGUUAUUUCCUGUUACUAAUGGGGGCAGUCACCAUGGCGACUCAUCUCCUCCCCUAUAACCGCAUAUGGACCCCACUGAUAAAACAUUCACCCUUUUGGAAUCAACACUAUUUUUAUCCUGGAUGUUUGAAUCCAAAUGAGGUCAUUUCAUCAAUCUAAUUCAGUCACUGUAAAGUUUAAUUAUAAUUUUUCCCAAAGGAAAAGCGCAAAGUUUGAAGUAUGAAAACAUUCUGUGAACUAUGAACCUUAUUGUCUUUUUGUGUUUG